Messenger RNA from Chenopodium quinoa (quinoa), 2102 nucleotides. RefSeq names its product zeatin O-glucosyltransferase-like. Gene Ontology annotation, molecular function: UDP-glycosyltransferase activity. Lineage: Eukaryota; Viridiplantae; Streptophyta; Magnoliopsida; Caryophyllales; Amaranthaceae. Bases 921 to 2027 code for a protein of 368 amino acids. The transcript has a single exon. The record is from RefSeq and is a predicted model, not a curated record.
AAGUAAACGUGACUUUGGCAUACAUUAUUUUUUCAACAAAAUUUGACUUAGUGAUAACAUUAGUGUACAAGUGGUUGAAUUACUUUAAUUAUACUAGCAAAUCAAACCCAAAUAAAGCAACGCUAAUCAAACUUUUGGCUCAUAAUUGAGGCCACUUCAGUGGCAAUUUCGCAGUUGAAUACUCAAAUAAAUUUCUUUGUGCGCACUGCAAGUUUUCAACAUAUAUACAUAAAAACAAGGCUUAAAGAACUUCAACUUUUGCCAACCACAAAAAAAAAAAAAAAAAAAAAAAAAAAAAAAAAAUGACUCAAAAAUGGAUAACAAAAAUCCUAAAGUAGUGGUGGUGAUGUUACCACUACCAGCAGGGGCGGACUUGGCCUUGUGCCUGGUGGGUCAAAUGACUCACCAGGGCCCAAAAAAAUUUCUAAGUCUUUUUUUUUUUUUAAAAAAAAAAAAAAAAAAAUUAUUAGUUUGUUAAUUUUAGUCUUGUCAAUUUUAAGCUUGUUAAAUGUUAGUUAGUAUUGUAAUCUUGUCAAUUUUCUAUUUGGAUGAUCUUGUAAAUAAUUUUUUUUGGGAAUUUUGGUAAAAAUUUUUUUUUUUACAUAUUUGGUUAUCGAUUGUGAGUUUGUGACUCACUGGUCAGAAAUUCCUGGGUCCGCCACUGACUACCAGCACAAGGCCAUCUCAACCAACUCCUCCACCUCUCGCAUGUCAUCACCACCUACGGAAUCCCGGUCCAUUACGCCGGCUCUGCCUCCCACAACCGUCAAGUUAAGCUCCGACUCAAUGGUUGGGACUCACAAAGCUUAAUAAAAAUUCACUUCCAUGACUUUGAACUUCCUCCUUAUCAUUCAACCCCUCCAAAUGCCGACCUCUCGGUCCCUUUUCCCCAACACUUAUUACCCCUUUUCGAGGCUUCUAUGCAUCUUCGACAACCCGUGUCAGAUCUCUUGCAACAACUCUCGGUCAAGUAUAAUCGAGUUGUAGUCAUUCAUGACUAUAGUAUGGCUUAUGUAGUCCAAGAUGUUAAGCUCAUUCCGAAUGGUGAAUCGUAUAAUUUUAACCCAAUAUGUGCUUUCUCCUAUUUCACUUGUGUGUGGGAAGGCAUACCUGAGGAAGCAAAACCCUUUCGAGUAGACCCGAAUGAUGUUCCAGGUUGUAUGCCUUCUCAAGAGGGAUGCAUUACAAAAGAGAUGUUAGAGUUUGUGGUGAAUCAAUCCAAGUACUUGGGUUUUGAGUCGGGUUGGCUCUACAACUCCACGAGAGUAAUUGACGGAAAAUAUGUUGAAUUAGUUGAGAAGCUAUAUUUGACAAAGGAACGUAUAAAGUACUUUGCUUUAGGACCUUUAAAUCCGGUUGAUAUCAUAAGUGAAAGCGGCAAAAACAGAAAUUGGUGCCUUAAAUGGCUAGACAAGCAAGAGAAGGGUUCGGUUAUAUAUGUGUCUUUUGGUUCGACAACCUCAUUAACAGAUGAUCAGAUCGAAGAGUUAGCAAACGGGUUGGAAAGAUGUGGGGAGAAGUUUAUUUGGGUGCUCCGAAGAGCGGAUUCAAACAAUGUGUUUGUAGAAGGUGAUAUAGUGAAAAAGCCUCAACUUCCUGCAAAUUAUGAAGAAAGAAUAAAAGAUAGAGGAAUAGUAGUAAAAGAUUGGGCGCCGCAACUUGAAGUAUUAGCACAUCCAUCAACAGGUGGGUUUAUGAGUCACUGUGGAUGGAAUUCGUGUAUGGAAAGUAUAAGUAUGGGUGUGCCGAUUCUGGCAUGGCCUAUGCAUUCCGAUCAACCAAAGAACGCGUUUUUGGUGAGUAAUGUGCUAAGAACUGGUGUAAUUGUGAGAGAUUGGAAACAUCGUAGUGAGAUUUUAAAGUCGAGUACAAUAGAGAAUGCAGUGAAAACAUUGAUGGCUUCAGAGGAAGGAAAAAGGAUCAAGAAAAGAGCUGCAGAAUUAGGCGAAGCUGUUAGAGGAUCAGUUGCCAAAGGUGGUGUUUCUAGUUUAGAAAGGGAUGCUUUUAUUGCUCAUAUCACUAGAUAAUGCUCAAAGAGCUAAAAAAAAUGAAGUAGAUUUUAAUGCAAAAUUUUAAUAUAUAGUUCAAUUGUCCUGUUUUAA